This is a messenger RNA of Emiliania huxleyi CCMP1516, 357 nucleotides long. RefSeq lists its product as hypothetical. NCBI's taxonomy places the organism in Eukaryota, Haptophyta, Isochrysidales, Noelaerhabdaceae. The transcript has a single exon. Bases 1 to 357 code for a protein of 118 amino acids. The record is from RefSeq and is a predicted model, not a curated record.
AUGCUGCGAGAAGGCCGCGACUCCUCACGGGGUGACUGCCUCGCGCUGGUCGCUGCGAACCGACUGCUAACCCGCGUCCCUUGCGGCGGCGCCGAAAGCGCUCGGUGGGUGUACGAUUCCACCACCAUGGCCUUUCACCCCGCGCAAGACACGUCCCUGUGCCUCGACAUCUUCUCUUUCUCCUCUCUCGGCGUGUACUGGUGUCACGGCGGCCCCAACCAGCUCUUUCGGAGCUCGGAGCGGGAGGUGCACUGCUCGCCCUACGACGAGCGCUUCUGCGUGUCGGUCGUGAGCGGCCGGUCGGGCGAGGAUGCACGAAGGAGAGGCGAGGAGGGACCCAAAGACGAACUGCGGUGA